Molecule: messenger RNA, 3549 nt
Organism: Condylostylus longicornis
Lineage: Eukaryota; Metazoa; Arthropoda; Insecta; Diptera; Dolichopodidae
Gene: armi
Product: probable RNA helicase armi
Exons: 7
Coding region: 1-3507 (1168 amino acids)
Molecular function (GO): helicase activity
Source: RefSeq, a predicted model, not a curated record
AUGUUUGCAAUAGGCAAGUUUCUAAAUUGGUUCACAUUGAAUCAUGAGCAAGUAAAAAUUGAUGAACUAGAACAGCUUAAUAAUGAAAUUGAUGCCGCGAUAGAAAGUGAUAAUGCUAAGAAUAACCUGUACAAUUCUUCUAAAAAAGCAGAUGAAAGUAAUCAAAUUGAAGAAGACAAGGAAGCUUCUAUAUGUUUCAAAAAAAUAGGUUUAAUAACUCAAGUAAAGAGUAAUUUUGGUAUGAUUGACAAUUCCUACAUGUUUAACAUAAAUAAAGUUGCCAAAAAUUUAGAAGACUUAAAGGUCGGGUAUAAAGUUGAAUAUUUGGCAUAUAAACCCGAAGGAGAAGAUUCGGAUUUAAGGAUUUGUAAAAUUACAGAGAUAGUAGAAUAUCCGUGGGACUCAAUUACUACUGAAGAAGAAAUUAAUAAAACUCUUGAAGAAUUUCGUUCUGACAAACCAAGGUUUUUUAAUCAUAUAAAAAGAAAUGUAUUUGGAACAAUUACUCAAAAAAGAGAUCAUUUUAUCCAAGUUGAAACAGGUGCUGAAUCUGGAAUUGAAAUUGAUUUGGACGUAGUGUCGAUUGAAUUUGUUCCACAAGAAGGAGAUCAUGUGGUAUUGCUUUGUAUUGUACAAAAUAAUGAAGAUUUUUUCGAUAAUGAAUCCAACGUUCUUGAAUGUAAAAGUGUUUCAUGUGUUUGUAAAAGAUCUAUUAAAGGCGUAGUUACACUGAUUGAAUACGAUUAUGGAGUGAUUGAUAAUGAGGCAUAUUUUUCAUUCGAUGUUGUAGAUAUUGGAUAUAAAAUUGGUCUAGGAGAUCGUGUUUCAGCCGAAGUUAUUGAAAAUGAAGCUAUGCAUCCGAUUAAUUUCCGUUGUAUUCGAGUAUCUUUACUAGAGAAGGCGUCUACUGAAUCUCUGCUAAGUAAAAAAAAUAUUCGAAACCAUGAACUGGGUCUAAAUAAAAAUGGUAUUGAAGUCACAGAUAAAAUGCAUUUUAAAUUUGAAAAAUUGGGUGAAAUCGCCACAAAGCAUUUAGUGGUCAAGAAUACAAGUGAUUUCACACAAGAAUUGCUUCGAUACGUUUUUAAAAAAAAUAUUUCACAAUCGCAAUUGAGGCUAAGAAACGCUUCAGAAAUACGUGGUAAUUUAAGAAUAAAGCCGGGAUCAUCUUUAACUUUCAAAAUUAGCGCUAAAUCGAAAAGAUUUGGCCUAAGCUCGGAAAUUUUUGAGUUAUAUUUUAAUGAUUUUAUAAUAACCCGUAAUAUUGACGUCGAGGUUGGAGAAAUAAUGGAAGACAAUAACGAAAACCAAUUAAAUAAUAACCAGCGUUUUGGAGGAAAGAGUUUAAAGCAAAGAUCUUAUAACGCUAAAUUAAAAUGGGAUAAUAUGCAGAAACGAAACCUUUUGCCAGGUAUUCCAGUAAUUAACAGACCAAGAUUUAUAAAACAACGUAUUCAGUCAUACGAAACUCCAGAACGCUUAAAAAAUGCCGUUUUGAUAGCUGAAAAUCUAAAAGAUAUGGCCGAAAAGGUGGAGGAUAUAUAUUCUUCAUUAAGAGAAGAAUUAAAGCCUGAAAAUUACUUUCAAAGAUUUUCUGUACUUUUGCAUCUUGAAGAAAUAGAAAGGUUUAUUCAAAUGCGUCAAUACGAUCGCGAUAGAGCGCAUAUGCAAAAGGAACAAGAAUAUUUAAGUUUAACUAUUGAAAAUUUGGCUGAAAAAAGGCCGUCUUUAGUUAUAGGAGAUUCUGUUCACGCUACAAAUCCAUGGUCUGAGAAGGGCAAAGAAUUAUCAUACCAGGGAUAUAUUCAUAAGGUUUUAUAUAAUAAAAUUUUAAUUAAAUUUAAUGAUACUUUUCAUUUAAAAUACAAUGGAGAAGAUUAUCGUCUUGAGUUUUUUUUCUCAAGACAUAGUUUUCGAAAAAUGCAUCAUUCAGUUAAUUAUUUGCAAUCAUGUUUGGGAAAUGAAUAUUUGUUUCCAAAAAAAGUUAUUAUUAAAAAUGAACUUCAAAUGAACAUUGAACUAAAUGAAAAUGACGAAAUAAUUAAUCAAGAUUCUGGAAAAGUAAUACCAUGGUUUAACAAUAAACUUAAUCAUUAUCAAAAAGUUGCCAUUAAAAAUGUUUUAAGAGGAGACACUCGACCAAUGCCGUAUGUUAUUUUUGGUCCCCCAGGCACGGGAAAAACUUUAACGGUUAUUGAAACCAUUUUACAAUUAUUCAAAAACUGCCCUGGGUCCCGCUUAUUGGUCGGGACACCUACUAAUAGUUCAGCAGAUUUGAUUGCAUCGCGGUUAAUUGAUUCAAAUGUUUUAAUUCCUGGUGAUUUUAUUCGAUUGGUUGGACAGAAUUUAUUAGAAAAAGACUUAAUACCUAAUCAUAUAAAACCAUACAGCGCGACUCUUGAUAUUACUCUUGAAGGUACAGCGAAAGAGGAGAUGUAUGUUACCAGUGCUGGUGUGCAAACGAAAUGUCGCGCAAAAUAUUUGGGCAGACAUAGAAUUAUUAUUGGCACAUGCGUUACAUUGGGAAGCUUGUUAUACCUUGGCUAUCCAAAAACUCAAUUUACCCACGUAAUAGUUGAUGAAGCGGGGCAAUGCAUUGAGCCAGAAAUAAUGACCACCAUAAAACAAGUUGAUGGCAAAAGUGGCCAAAUCAUAUUAGCUGGAGAUCCGUUACAAUUGGGACCCACAGUUCUACAAAAAUAUGCUUUGGAGAAAGGUCUUGAUGAAUCAUUUUUGGUGCGAUUGCUACACACUCAACCAUAUUCAAAAGAUAAAGUGAGAUAUGAACAUACUGGAUACAAUCCGGUUCUUAUAACUAAGCUAAUUUACAAUUACCGAUCUGUCCCCAGUAUUUUGCAAAGUUAUAAUGACUUGUUUUAUGAUGGGGAGUUACUCUCAUCAAUUAAAGCUAACGAUAGCAGAGAAUUUACCUUGCUAAAAAGUUUAAAAAUAUUAUCAAAGACCUUUGACAAAAAACCAGUUGAACAUGGAUUAAUAUUUUAUGGAAUACGAGGACAAAAUCGUCAAGAUUUGGAUUCACCAUCUUGGUAUAAUGGAGAAGAAGCUUCACAGCUUUUCUUAUUUUCCUUGAAACUUCUUAAAGAAGGAAUUGAACCGAAACAAAUAGGCAUUAUAACACCAUACCAAAAACAAGUCAAAAAAAUUCGCAAUUUAUUUUUAGAAUCAGACUUAACAGAACUCCCUAAAAUUGGUACUGUUGAAGAAUUUCAGGGUCAAGAACGUGAUAUUAUUUUAAUAUCAACUGUUCGAUCAGCUAAAGCUUUAGUUCAUGUGGAUCUAAAACAUACAUUAGGGUUCCUACAAAGUUCCAAGAGAAUGAAUGUUGCAAUAUCAAGAGCUCGGGCCUUAUUAGCGAUUUUUGGCAAUCCUCAUUUGUUAUCCUUAGAUCCUAAUUGGGAAAAAUUAAUUCAAUAUUGCGUUUCUAGGAACGCAUAUACAGGAUGUGAUCUGCCAACUAGUUUUGAUAACAAAAUAGAAGAAAGAUGAUUUUAAAUACAUACAUACAUAUUUUUUAUUUUUUGUAAUUUA